Messenger RNA from Lottia gigantea (owl limpet), 1653 nucleotides. RefSeq lists its product as hypothetical. NCBI's taxonomy places the organism in Eukaryota, Metazoa, Mollusca, Gastropoda, Lottiidae. The record is from RefSeq and is a predicted model, not a curated record. The coding region runs from base 1 to 1653 and encodes 550 amino acids. The transcript is spliced from 2 exons.
AUGAAAUACUCCAAACUGAAGAAAAAGAAUGCAGAUGUGGACCAAAGAAAAAAACGUUCAGAUGCCACACCAGCUAGUACAAUUGAUGCAAGUCAUGAUCACUAUGAAAGGCCUGAUAUGUCAACCAUAUUACCAAACCGCAAGAGUAUUGCCCAGGGUCAACCUAAACAUGUUCUUCAACGGUCCGUUGAAGCCACUUUCAAGUCAUUCACAAACGAUAGCCCAUCACUUAAAAUAUCAGAAAGCACCUUUAAUAAAUUACGCCCUAAACACAUCCUACUGCAGUCUAUAUCCAAAUUUUAUCAAUGUCUAUGUGAACCAUGCACCAAUAUUGACCUGAAAUUAAAAGUACUCAACCAUGAAGUCUACCAAUGCCAAUCAACCUCCUGCUCCAUAAGAGACAGAUACCAUGCCACAGAUUUGACUCUAUGCCCCAAAGAUCAAAAUCCUCAUGCAAAACUGGAGUGUAUUGAUCGGAAAUGUGAAAUUUGUGACGUAGAUUUGUUAGAUCAUUAUUUGCAACCACUAUUGAAUGUGAGUGGAGAUAAAGAUGUAUCCUGGCAGUAUUGGGGACAGACAACGUAUGGUAACGAAGGUAAAAAGAGAGUAGCUCUUCUACGAUCAUCAGGGACAGUAAAACAACUGGUCGACCAAUUAAAAGAAGAAUUGAUUUCAUUGUCGACGCAUUUAUUCAUAGCCAGGUGGCAACAGAAUGUAUUUUACACCAUAACAAAAAACCCACCAACCAACAGUAUUGUUAUGGUCAUGGACUUUGCCGAAAACUAUCUUUGUGUAAUGCAAAACGAGGUCCAAAGUGCACAUUGGUAUCAGAUGCAGGUAACACUUCAUCCUAUGUUGUGCUUUUACCGAUGUGACACUUGUGAGAAAACUGUGCGUGAAGCGAUUAAUAUCAUAUCAGAUGACAUGCAGCAUGAUGCCCAUGCUGUGCGAUGUUUUGUUGAAACUGCAGUAUGUCAUCUAAUCAAUGUGAGAGGAUUAAAUCCUCAACGACUCAUCAAAUUUUCUGAUGGUUGUUCCAGCCAAUACAAAUCAAAAACACCUUUUGUCGAUCUUUCGUUUGCUGCUGAAGAUUUAGAAAUUCCAAUUGUAGAGCAUCACUAUUUCGGAUCUAGACAUGGAAAGAAUCAGUGCGAUGGUGAGGGAGGUGUAGUAAAGAACGCAGCCACAAGAGCAGUUAAUUCUGAAGGUAUUGUUAUAGCUAACUGUGAUGACUUCUUCCAGUAUUGUAUCCAGCAUUUGACAAAGGCAUCUACAAAUGAAGAUGGAAGUUGCAAUCAUUCAAGACGUUUUUUUUACCUCGUCAGGAAAGAUCAAAUAAGUCAUGAUGUUAAACCGGAGAGGUCUGGUGUUACUACCUUACAGGGAACACGGCUACUGCAUUCAGUUGUCUGCAUCAAGCCUUUUCAUUUGAAGACACGCCGUCUCUCCUGCUUUUGUGAGAGCUGUGAAAAUUAUGGUUCAGAAUGUUUGAAUUCCUGCUAUGUCACUAAAUGGAGCAACACUAUUUUAAAAGUUAAGAAAGUACUUUUAUCAUGUAAUUCAAUUAUUUAUUUUGAUGAUAUAUUUGAUAAGUUUAAACUAGUGAUUAAUAUUAAUUUCUUAACAUUGAUCAGAAGUUCAAUGAUAUUUUAA